AUGCAUGUUCCUCCUCUGAUCCGUCGAGCACGAACGGUAUAUCGUCGCAUGCCAAAUCGAGUGACUCCGGAGAGUAUUGAGACAAGCACAAUACAAAACAGCAAAGCACAGGUAAAUCCUGAGGGGCAAGAUGAUCUCACGUUAAGCUACACCAAUUCUGAAUCCCGCGAGCACAUGCCUGAUGAACAUGCCCAGCGAGGUGUUCAAGAUGUUGAAGCUGUGGCCCUUGCUUGGUCUAAAGGCUAUUUGAUUGCAGUAUUCGUGAAUAUUUGGUGCUUAUAUUUCGUCAACGCAUUUCAAGCAACAAUGAACACGAGUCUUAACCCCUAUGUCACGAGCACCUUCCAAUCACAUUCGCUUUCGGGUGUUCCCACCGCGCUCGGCGAUGCCUUUGCAGCUGCCACCUACCUUCCGAUGGCAAAAUUGAUGGAUGUUUGGGGUCGCGCAGAGGGGUUUCUAUUCAUGAUCAUAUGUCUUACGAUCGGAUUGAUUCUCAUGGCAACUUGCCAAACAUUCGAGACUUACUGUGCCGCCAAUGUCUUCUGGUACAUCGGUUUCUAUGGCACCGAGUACGCAAUUGAUGUUGUGACUGCUGAUGCAUCGACUCUUCAAAAUCGUGCCUUCGCAUAUGCGUUUACAUCCUCCCCAUACAUCAUCACCGCUUUUGCUGGACCAAAGGUGGCAGAGCAGUUUUACUAUGAUAUUUCCUGGAGAUGGGGGUUUGGCGCCUGGGCUAUUAUCACGCCCAUCGUGGCUACACCGCUUUACGUCAUGCUGAAGUACAACCUUUCUAAAGCUGAAAAAGAGGGAUACCGGAUAAAGAGACCAAGUGGUCGCUCCAUGUUAGAGAGUAUCUGGCAUUGGACUGUACAGUUUGAUUUGCUUGGUGUCUUCGUCUUUACUGCUGGACUCGUGCUUUUCGAGCUUCCUUUCGAUGUAGCUGCCUAUGCUCCUGAUGGCUGGGCCUCGGGGUAUAUCAUUGCCAUGCUUGCUGUCGGAUUCUCGAUGCUAUUCUUCUUUGCAAUUUGGGAGAAAUGGCUUGCCCCCGUACCUGUGCUUGAGUGGCGCUUGCUCACAAAUCGUACGAUCAUCGGUGCAAUUCUACUUGAUGCAACAUAUCAACUUUCCAACUAUUGCUGGAGCUAUUACUUUACCUCCUGGUUGCAGGUCAACAAUGAUCUUACUAUCACUACCUCGAACUAUAUUAACAACAUCUUUGAUAUGGUCUCGGGCGUGCUUUUGCUUCUUCUUGGCUGGUUCAUACGCAUGGUUGGCCGUUAUAAGUGGACUUUGUACAUUGCAAUUCCGCUAUACAUUUUUGCACAGGGAUUGAUGAUUCAUUUCCGAACGCCAAAUGGCGACGUCGGCUAUCAAGUGAUGUGUCAGAUUUUCCUUGCCAUUGGAGGUUCAGUCUUUAUUCUGGUUGAACAGCUAGCAAUCCUGGCUGCAGUUGACCACCAGCACGUUGCCACCGCCCUCGCUCUUCUAAAUGUGGCAGGAACUAUUGGAGACAGCGCGGGCAUCACUAUCAGUACAAUUAUCUGGCAGCAGACAUACCUGAAAGCCCUUUGUCGAUAUCUGCCCGAAUCGGCGUUGCCGAAUCUCAACAACAUUUACGAGGAUCUCACAACCCAAACCAGUUAUCCUAUUGGAACCCCGAUCCGGCUAGCCAUUCAGAAAGCUUAUGCUUACGCAGAACUGAGACUGCUUGCCGUGGGGUGUGGGAUCAUGGUUCUAGCAAUUCCGUGGACUAUUCUGAUCAAGGACAUGGACCUCAAGAGGAAGCCACAGGUCAAGGGAACAGUCUUUUAG
Messenger RNA from Penicillium antarcticum, 1812 nucleotides. RefSeq lists its product as uncharacterized. Gene Ontology annotation, biological process: transmembrane transport. The record is from RefSeq and is a predicted model, not a curated record. The transcript has 4 exons. Lineage: Eukaryota; Fungi; Ascomycota; Eurotiomycetes; Eurotiales; Aspergillaceae. The coding region runs from base 1 to 1812 and encodes 603 amino acids. Gene Ontology annotation, molecular function: transmembrane transporter activity.